CCACAGACUAGAUUAUUGCUUACGCAAAUGGCAAAGAGAUUCCCUCUAAUCAGAGAAAAUCAUUGAAAGAUUGUACAAUCCACGAGCCAGUUACUUGUCGAUGAUGGAAUAUCAGGGAGAAGUCCUCUUGAGGGAAUCAAACUAAUUAAAACUGGUGGAGCUCAUCGAUCCGCCUGGACUGGAAAUGUAUAAAAGGUCUUCUUGAAGCUAAAAACAUUACCAAUCCGAGUGCCAGAAGAGAAGUAACAAUCCUACAACCAUGAAGUCAACAAUUGCUGGAGUAGCCCUGCUGCUGUUUGUGCUGAACGCGUCCUCGAUGAGCGAUGCCUUUGUCCGCAAUUUGCCCUUGUCCUGCUACAAGUGCUCCGGUUAUAUCUGUGACGCUCCGGCGGUUGCCACGUGCGGCUCCAGCUCCGAUGACCAGUGCUACAUAGAGUUCAACCCGGACACCGGCAAGGUCAAGAACAUGGGCUGCCGAUCUGAUUUGGAUGAGGAGUUCGUGGACGACUACUUCCACUACAUCCAGUUCUGCGACGGAAGCAAGUGCAACACCGCUGACAUCAUUCCCACGGCCACCAAGUGCAUUGCCUGCGACUCCUCUGAGGAUCCCAACUGUGCCACUGAUCCCAGCAAGAUUACCUUGGUGGGAAACUGCGGAGUGAAGCCCUACACCAAGUGUAUGGUGCGAGUUAUUCGUGGUCACGUUGUCCAGCGCGGAUGUGUGAGCAGCUUGGAGCGCCAAAACCUGGAGAACUGCCUGGCCGGAGUUGGAAGCUGCAGGACUUGCUCGGGCGACUUCUGCAACUUGAAGAUCGAUCCUGCCGAUCUGUAAAGCUCCAACAUGGAAUAGAACCGGCUUAUCCGGACUCUUUCUUUUAAUAAAUGAAGUAAUUGGCUUCAAUAAAAACAAUUUAUUUCAUUAAUAUUUCCAAAAUAUAUGCAUGCAAUUUCAAUUGAA
Molecule: messenger RNA, 958 nt
Organism: Drosophila ananassae
Lineage: Eukaryota; Metazoa; Arthropoda; Insecta; Diptera; Drosophilidae
Exons: 3
Coding region: 260-832 (190 amino acids)
Source: RefSeq, a predicted model, not a curated record